Ipomoea nil (Japanese morning glory) is the source of this 1263-nucleotide messenger RNA. RefSeq names its product transcription factor TCP12-like. The record is from RefSeq and is a predicted model, not a curated record. Gene Ontology annotation, cellular component: nucleus. Lineage: Eukaryota; Viridiplantae; Streptophyta; Magnoliopsida; Solanales; Convolvulaceae. Gene Ontology annotation, molecular function: sequence-specific DNA binding; DNA-binding transcription factor activity. The transcript has 2 exons. The coding region runs from base 246 to 1127 and encodes 293 amino acids. Gene Ontology annotation, biological process: regulation of secondary shoot formation.
CCACCCCACCCCACCCUCACCCACCCACCAGGUACCCCAAUACUUUCUUUCAAAGAAAAUUAGAGAAACUCAAGAGCACCAUGGCUGAUCUCUUGGUGCAGCUAGCCAUGAACUCAAGAUGAUUAUUCCAAAGAAGAUGAAGAAGGGUCUGAUCUGAUCUAACACUUAACUCUCUCUCUUUCUCCCUCUGUAUGUAUCUGUAUAUAUAUAUAUAUUAGAGCAUAAAUUAUUUACUACAAAUUAAAAUGCAGCACCCCUCAAGCAACAAUUCCUUCAAUAAUUAUUACAACAGCCCCAUAUUAUCCCCAUCCUCAUCUUCUCUAUACCACAUUCCCUCUUCCCCUAUCCACUAUGAAGACGAACUGCUCCUCCUGCAAGCCCUCAUCCUCCAACAGCAGCAAUCACAGCCGUUGAUUAUGGAGGAGGAUGAGGAGAGCAAGAAAGCCCAGAUCACCAUUAACGCAGACCCCCCCUACAAAAACGACGAAAAUGGAGGCCCCAACAAGAAGAGGGCUCCCAGCUGCAGCAAGAAAGACCGGCACAGCAAGAUCACCACCGCGCACGGCCCUCGAGACCGCCGGAUGCGGCUAUCCCUGGACGUGGCUCGCGAGUUCUUCGAUCUCCAAGACACUUUGGGGUUCGACAAGGCGAGCAAGACGGUGGAUUGGCUCCUAACCAAGUCCAGUUCCGCCAUUAGAGACCUCGCCGCUAGCCUCGGCCUCAGCCCUUCUUCUGAAUGCGAAGCGCAUUGUGAUGAAAAGAAGGAGAAGAAGAAGAGGGCGAGGGCGCCUCGUAUCCGAGCCGCAUUCCUGGCCCUCACCAAGGAGUCCAGGAAAAAGGCAAGAGAGAGAGCUAGAGAGAGAACGAUGAUGAAGAAGAAAUUGGAAGAAGAAGAAGAACAACAAGAACUCUCCUCCCAGUCCCAGAUGGGUAGUCGUGUAAAUAAGCAGCUUUCAGGGACCUACCAGCAAAAUAAUGGCGGAAUCUUUUCGCAAGAACUACAAGACGACGACCUGGAGGUGGAACUGCUCUCCUCUCACUUUCAUAUUCAUGUUAAUAACCAGCUUUCUCCUUUCAGGGAUUUCCCACCAGAACUUUGGGAAGCCUGCAACAAGGGAGAUCUAUGAGGGCAACCCCUUUCUUCAAUUUCUAGAAGAAGGCUACGUGGUUAGAGGAUGGUAAUUAACUAAUAAUGUAAGUGAAUUUUUUUAGUUUGGGAUUUUUUUCUUUGUAUUUUAAUUUAAUUCAGUCUUGCCAAUGACC